CGAUGAUAAAAGAAACACGUACGAUGCAACUGUGGAUCUUUACCAACUCGGACACGUUAUCAUUGUAGUAGUUUUCUAUACUUAUGAAUGGGAAUAUGUAUCUUAUAUCAUGGUUUAAAUCGAAAACUAAAGCAAUUUGGAUUGGAUUGGUUCUUAUUGGACUAUUUGUCGUAUAUUCAAAAACCUCAAUAUUCGAAGGAGUGAAAAUGAUCCAGGGAGAUGUACUCAACAUACAAAUGAACGACAGUAUCUCAAAUAAAGCUUACAAAAUACGGAAAAUGGCACACAUUAUUGAUAAGCACUCGCCAAACUUCACUUCCACUGCUGCAAUGCAUGAUUAUAAAAAAGAUGGAGGGAAGGAAAAACCAAAAGCAAUACAUCAACAAGAUCGAGAACCUGCAGAAAUAAAUACACAUUUAACACAUUUAACACAGCUUAUAGAGACUAAUAAGAAGAUAUACACAAACGAUUCCAAGAAGAAACAAUUAAGCGCAACGUUUCUGCGAACGUUAAAUGGUUCCUUUCCAAAGAUUAAAGGGCGCACUUACGAUAAUUGUAAGCGUCUUAUCUCCGAGAUCAAACUACGUCACAAAGUCAAGUAUUUUGUGUUUCGAUACAGUUAUGACCCAUCGCCUAUAGAUGUCACCUUAUUAACUCAUCUAACUCUAAACAGAGGUAUACAUAGAAUUGGAAAGAUUCUUGCACAGUGGCCUGGGCCUGCAAGUGUAUCUGUUUUUGGAACUGAUAAAGAAGUUAAAAAGUUCCUAAAUACGGCACACUCUUGGAAACGAAAAAAUGUUGGGAUACACGUAGUAUAUCAACGGAAUGCAAUACAUUAUCCAGUAAACUUUAUGAGAAACGUUGCUCU
Molecule: messenger RNA, 868 nt
Organism: Owenia fusiformis
Lineage: Eukaryota; Metazoa; Annelida; Polychaeta; Sabellida; Oweniidae
Source: the annotation of a GenBank genome assembly